Musca vetustissima is the source of this 1382-nucleotide messenger RNA. RefSeq names its product E3 ubiquitin-protein ligase TRAIP-like. The record is from RefSeq and is a predicted model, not a curated record. NCBI's taxonomy places the organism in Eukaryota, Metazoa, Arthropoda, Insecta, Diptera, Muscidae. The transcript has 9 exons. The coding region runs from base 15 to 1382 and encodes 455 amino acids.
AGAAAAUUGCAAAAAUGUUAAAUUUAAAUUGUGUGAUCUGUGCGGAACUUUUUACCCAGUCCGAUGAUGUGCAUGUAACCACUUGUGGGCACAUGUUUCACUUUCUCUGUCUUAAACAGUGGUUGGAAAGAUCAAAAACCUGCCCACAAUGCCGUAACAAAUGUUCCGAUCGCAAUAUAUUUCGGGUUUACUUUAAUUUAGCCAAUUUGGAUGUCAGUCGCAUUGAUGUCGGUUCACUGCAGGAACAGUUGGACAAUGCAAAUCUCCAGCUGAAAAUGAAAGAAAAAGAACUAAACAAAGCCGAAGAACAAAUCAAAAGUGCUAAGGAAACACAAAAGAAAUGCAUGAAAACAAUAGCCGGCUUAGAAAAAGAAGUGAAGAGUAACAAUUUUGUUGUGCUCAAUUAUGUUGAAAAGAUUAAAGUCCUGCAAAAUCAAGUCAAAACAAUGGAUAGUCUACGAGAUGAGGUGACUAGUUUAAAGGCACAAAUUGAUUCCUUAAAUGGUAUCAAUACACUACUUACAGCUUCAAUGGCUGAUGCUGAAAAACUACUUAAAACCGAAAGUGAUCCAAAGGUAUUGUCGGUGUGUAUAGCAACACUGAAAAGAGAAUUACGAGUGUGUGAACAUAAAAAGGCUGAUAUACGCAAUCAAUUGAAGGCAGUACAAAAUGAUUUGCGCAAGGAACGUGAUAUACACAAAAGUCUAGAAGAACGCAUAUCCCAAUUGGAAAGUGAAAAUUACAAUCUUUUGGAAAAGGUAAGAUAUAUCAAUUCCAAAGAUUCAAAAAGCAACACAUCCAGUUCAAGUUUGGACACAUUACAAAAAACUCCAUUUGCCAAAGUCAAAGAAGAAAAGCGUUAUACUAUUUCUCCUACAAUUAAAGAAAAUAUUAAAAAGAUUGAAGAAUCAUCCUCCCCCUAUUUAAAUAUAAAAUCUAGCAGUGUCGGUUUAGUGCCACUCUUCAAACGCAACCUCGACAAUCCGGCCAAACCACCAGAGGUGGGACACAAGGUUACAACAGCAAAAAUAACCACACUUAAAAUAUCACCCAGUAAAACAGCUGGCGCUGUACGAAAAGCUAAAAGUGAUUUGGGUGAAAAGUACUCAAUAUUUAAGAAGCCAAGAUUAGGAUUGUCAGCAGCUGCUGGAGCUGGCGCCAAAACAUCGUCAAUGAAACCCUUAGGACCCAAUUUCGUUUUCAAUGGUUUUGGUGGUUCGGAACGUGUUGAUCCAUUUGCCGAAUCAAACGAUAAUGAUGAUGUCAUCGAAAUUGAUGCCAAAUCAUCAGAGGCAGAGAGCAAUGCAGUACCUUCAACAAAACUAAGCAUUCAUAAUCGUUUAAAGACUGGGGGCUUGCGCAAUUUUAAAUUGGCCAAAUAA